Ilyonectria robusta is the source of this 3417-nucleotide messenger RNA. RefSeq lists its product as uncharacterized. Lineage: Eukaryota; Fungi; Ascomycota; Sordariomycetes; Hypocreales; Nectriaceae. The record is from RefSeq and is a predicted model, not a curated record. The transcript has 3 exons. Bases 1 to 3417 code for a protein of 1138 amino acids.
AUGGCUAAUAUCAACACAACCGCAAUGCGGUCCCUCGCGAAAUCAGUCAAGAGGCUGGUCAAGCUCCUCUGGGGCGGCUACCAGACCAAUGACCUCUGGCAGCGCAUCGUCAAAUGCUCGUUCGCCUGCACUGUCGCCGUCAUAGUUGUGAUCCACCCCAGAGCCGUCUCCGUCUUCGGCCCUUCAACCUUCCUCUGUCCGAUGGUCACCGUCUUUGCGCAUCCCGGUCAGCGCAUGGGCAUGAUGAUUGAGUCGCUUCUCAUGGUGCUGCUGGGUUCUCUCUUUGGCCUCGGGUGGUCUCUUCUCGGCCUCUACCUCUCCAGCCUUCUUCUCGACAGCAACCAGCCCGCGGCAUUCGCAGUCCGAGCCAUGUUCCUGCUUGUCUCUGUGCUCUUCCACGGUUACGUGCGAUCUUCAAGUCCUCGUCUAUUUACCAUGGUCGCAUUCCUUCUUAUUGCCUCCAUCAUUGUCCUCCUUGGAAGUUCCCGAGAGGUCACCUUGGCUGUCUUCACCAAUGUCUACUAUCCCCUCCUAGCCGGAGGCGGCAUCACCCUCUUUUUCAACGUUUGUCUUUUCCCGGAACUCUCAAGCAGUUUUCUUGGUUUAUCCACCAUCGACACCUUGUGCGAGACCAUGGAGACUUUGACCAGAGCCACUCACUGGUUUAUCACGCCUGGCGGAGAUGGGCUUGCCGCCAUGAGCACGGUCAAGAGCGCUGCAGACAAGCCGAAGCGCAAGAAGAAAGGCCCGUGGCGAAAGUUCCUUGAUGAAUUUCCCAGCCCGUUUCAGUCCGCUCAGGGUCGGUACAGGGCGUCGACUGUCCCUGUCCAGCAGACUACCGUCGCCAGCUUGACUGGGAGAAAGGCGAAGCUCCGAACUCGUCUUGCCCGUUGCAAGGCUGCCCAGAGAGAGAUCAACUACGAGGCUUCCAUCUCACCGCUCCCUCCCAGUAGCAUGAAGCCCCUGAGUACCGCCUACAUGUCCAAUUUGGUCCAAAGCACCGUCACACUCAUUGGCGCUUGUGAGAACAAAUUCGUCGUCCUAGAGAACGAAACACGUUCUAUAGGAGACGAUCUCACUACGACUGACAGCUAUGUCAGUGACAUAAGCGAAAUCAGACGGAUGUCAACCAUAGACGACUACCUUCGAAGGGUAGAAAACGCCAAGCCCAUCAGGGAAAUUGAGGCCAGCACGUAUUGUUAUGACGUUCCCAGGCUUCCGUCCGGAGCUCCAGCCCCAACUGGAAUCCAUCUUGAGGAACUUGACCUCAGGAUCGACCACUUCACCGAAGCGCUGUCUCAUUUUGAUGCUAGUUGCGCGACCCAACUUAAGCGGUCAGCAAUUGAUAACAGCGGCCAUGGCAUUGAUUUUAUGCCUCGAAUGGAGACGUUCCUGAUUUCCUCAUUCGUGCUUGCGUUCCGUCAAUCCGCAAUGCAUGUUUUGCAGAUGCUUCGCCAUAUGAGAAAAGUUGUCGAGGAAAGACAAGCCAACCAUGACAAAUCAUCACUGUGGUUGCCUCGACAUACCAGUAUUCGCCAGUGGUUGACAACUGGAGGCGAAAGCGACGGCUUGGUUCUACCUGAAGCCGCCCGCAAAGAGGUUCGCCGGGGCAAAGUCGCACCAGGCUCGAAGCCCAAGACCCAGCCUCACCCUCCAAACCACGAGCAUAUUACUAAACAAAGGACCAAGGACGAAGAAAGAGGACACGAUCAACCCAAGAACGAAACAUCACCAGAGCGUGAAGAUGAUAUUAGCAACAAAAACGAGGGGAAAGAAGACAAGCGGAAAGAAGUUGACUGGAUACUCAAGUGGAGGGGCAAGGCGGCAGAUGCACUAGAAUGGAUGCAGGACUCAGAUGACGUCGCGUAUGCCCUUAAGUUGGCCAUUGCAGUUUUCUUCGUCAGCUGGCCUGCACUGGUGACAUCCUGGAAUGACUGGUACUCUGAAGUCCGUGGCAUAUGGGCUCCCAUGCAGCUGUUUCUCGUCUUCGAGGUCGCUGUUGGCACCUCCUUCUUCAUCUUCUUCUUACGACUAAGUGGUGUUAUCGCUGGGUCUGUAUGGGGUUAUAUGUCGUAUGAGAUUGGGAGAGGUAACCGCAUCGCCAUGGUUGUCAUAUUGGUGCUCGGUAUCGUUCCCUCGUACUACGUCCAACUCGGGACUAAAUACGUCAAGGCGGGCAUGGUCUCUACUGUCACUAUGGUUGUGGUCGCGCUCGCUGCCAUGAAUGGAAACGGCACAGCAGUAGAAAACUUCUACAAGAGACUUACUGCCUUUGUGGUCGGAGGUGCAGUCGCCCUGGUGGUUGAAUUAUUUAUCUACCCCGUCAGAGCCCGCGAUCGUAUGCUUGAAUCAUUGUCUGCGUCAGUCAGACAGGUCCAGAACAUGCAGUCUGCCAUGGCAGUGGGGAUUGACUGUCCUGAGAAGCUUGACCUGCGAGCUCCCGCCUUGCACAAACGCUUCAAUCAUGCGCGUGCCAAAGCUCGAGGCGCUCUCGCUGCCGCGGAGACAUUCCUCCCCUUUUGUUCAAGUGAGCCACGUCUCAAAGGUAGCUUCAAGCCUCUGGCUCCCAUCUAUCAGGAGAUUGUCUAUGUUCUCCACCAAAUCAUCGAUAGGAUGGACAACAUGAUUCAGCUGCGGAAGGAAUAUGGCUCCUCUGUCCUGGAGGAUCUUAAUCCCAAAGUGCAUACCUAUCGCCGGAACGUGGCCGCCAGCAUCAUGCUAGUGCUCUUCUCCGUCAACGAGGCUCUCACAACCUGGCAGCCGCUCCCGCAAUUCAUCCCGUCAAGUCGACUAGCACAACUCCGUCUCGUCACACACGUCCGCGAAGUGCUCGCAUCGCGCAGCGGCACGCAUACCCCUGCUGGAGGCAUGCCCACUGUGUUUGACGAGAACGGUGAGUUGGCAGAGCAGAUUGCCCAUCUUAUCACGCAGAAGCGUUUCCUCUCAUGGAACGCCAGCACGGCGGGUCAGAUGGAGAUUAUCGAGUACCUCGAGGAGCUGGUAGAACUGGUCAAGUUGCUUGUGGGCGUUAACGCGUUCCGUAGCGGCAUGCUCGAGAUGCCCGACUACAGUAACUACCGACAGCGUGUUCUGGCGAAGCGCAUGCCGCUGGCUAUGGUACCUACCGCUGAGAGUAGCACGGCAGGCGUCCCAGCUGUGGAGGUGGUGACGGCACCAGCGACGUUGCUGGCCGGCGAGCCGGAAGGUACCGGUUUACAUAGGACAAAGACUAUGUGGGAGCGCGCAGGACAGAUCAAAGAAAGGCUGCGGAAGAAGAAGACCAUCGAGGAGGAAGCGGUGGGAAGUGACAGCGAGGAUGAUAUCCCGAUGAGUCUCCAGAGAGUUGGUACACGGCUCUGGGAGAAUGAUGCUGUCGUUCGACGUCGGGCAUUUACCAUGAGCCACGAUAAUAGGUAG